AACUUCCGUUUCACAACCCGGAACAGCGCGUAAAUAAAUCACAAAACUAACAGGAAUAGGAAACAAAAAUAAGGAAGAGGAGCGGACCAAACUCGGGAAAUGAAAAGAUUAAAACGAAAGCAAAGUUGUGAGAAUGCGACACAUUUAAGAGUGAAGGAAUAUGGAGGAUAAAGGACGGGUACAGGUCGAAGGAGACCCGGCGGAAUGGAUGUCCCGUCUGCCGGAGGAGCUGCUGGAUGUCCCGCUGUGGAACCUGGCCAUACCUGGGAGCCAUGACAGCAUGUCCUUCUGCCUGGACGUGUCCUCUCCUGUCCUCAAGUCAGAACCCUGUCUCCUCAGACUGAUGGACAGGCUGCUUCCCUGCUUCACUCGUCCAUGUAUCUACCGUUGGGCCACCACACAGCAGUCUGUGCUCAGUGAUCAGUGUGAUCUCGGAAUCCGGUUUCUGGACCUGAGACUCGCCCGGAAACCAGCAGGAGGAAGCAAACUGUUCUUUGCUCACGGCAUCUACACUGUGAUGACUGUAAAGGAGGCUCUGGAUGAACUGGCGGUGUGGUUGGACGCUCAUCCCAGAGAGGUGGUCAUCGUUUUCUGCUCGCAUUUUGAGUCCCUUACAGACAGCGACCACACUCACCUUGUGGAGUACAUCAUCGGUCUGUUUGGACAGAAACUCUGCUCUUCACAGGACAGGCCAACCCUACGGUCCUGUUGGGUCAAAGGUCAGCAGGUGAUCCUUUCCUAUGAUGACCAGCAGAUGGUGCUGCAGCACCCUGAACUCUGGCCUGGAAUACCGUACUGGUAUGCAGACAGUCCAGACCCUACGAAGGUCAUCAAGUACCUGGAGGAUCAGAAAAGCAAAGGACGACCAACUGGUUUUUACGUGAGCGGUCUGAACCUGACAGAGGACGCCGCUUACGUCGUCCUCCACCCCCUGCAGGACAUGAGGAAGAUGACGCUGAAGGCCCUGUCACUGCUGCUUGGCUGGGCCGCCGAACAGCGACCGGGGCCCCAGGCGAGCGCCAUCAACGUCCUCUGCUGCGACUUUGUGGACGUCAGUCGCUUCUGCUCACUGGUGAUCAGCCUCAACUACAAACUGCUGUGACAACACUUUACUGAAGAAAGACGGAAUGGUGGAAGUUACCAGGUUUACUGAGUCAUCCUGGUGCAACAGUGCCCCCUGGUGUUUAUGGAACGCAGACGUCUGACUAAAUAAAUACAACAAGCACCUUCCCAUCAGUAGUUGGGGAUUUAUAUUUAUUUUAUUUAGUAGUAGUAUUUUUAACUCUAUGUGCCUUUACACAAAUUCAGAGUUGCAUUUUUGCUGCUGUAUAACUUUUUGGAUCAUAUUUUCUUAGAUCUGCCUUAAAUUACAAGUACACAAAUAAAUAUAAACUUAUUUUACAUUAAUUCAAAAAGAUCAAAUUAUCAGAUAAAUAUUAAAUGCAAAAAUACAUAUACACAUGGGAAGAGAAGGAGAAUUUUAGCCUGUAGUUCAGAAAACUGUCUUUGAAGUGACUUUUUCAGCAAAUAUAUCAAUACCUGAAUGUAAAACAACUGUGUCCAUCCACUGUCAUUGAUCCAACU
Messenger RNA from Sphaeramia orbicularis (orbiculate cardinalfish), 1584 nucleotides. RefSeq names its product PI-PLC X domain-containing protein 1. The record is from RefSeq and is a predicted model, not a curated record. Gene Ontology annotation, molecular function: phosphoric diester hydrolase activity. The transcript has 7 exons. Lineage: Eukaryota; Metazoa; Chordata; Actinopteri; Kurtiformes; Apogonidae. Bases 161 to 1102 code for a protein of 313 amino acids. Gene Ontology annotation, biological process: lipid metabolic process.